ACUCGGUGCGCUCGCGUUUCGUUAGUCGGUCACCAACUUCCGAGUCGAAUAGACGCGUCCGUUUUUCUGUGUGUUCGGUGCCCCAGGAUCGCCAGUUCGUUAUUUGGCGCCUCGACCGAUUCUGGUUGUUUUCUUUGUCGGUGACUAAAAGGAGGAAGAAAGAGAAGGAUUAGCUUCUGCUUAGUGAUACCAGUGAGUGAUGUUCAGUAAUUAUUGAUGAGUGAGUUUUUAUCUUAUAUGAUUGAGUGACUGUGGCUUUCUUCGGCUGAAAAAAUUGGGAACAAAAUAAACUGUCUGACAGUAAAUUAGGAACGCAGCCGAAACAACAGACAUUGUUGAACAUCUGCUGAUUCCACACAGCAAAGUCUCGAUCCCGGUUCCAAAUGUGCUCCAAAUGUGCGAGUAGCAGCUAGUCGACGGAGUGGCCGUUGCAGAGUGACAUCGGAUGGAACCAGUGGGCAGCAGCAAAACUCCGAACAAAAUGAAUCAUGUGCGAGCAGCCGCUAGAAUCUUGCACAUCUUGGCACUGUUGGGAUGGCUACCGUAUCUAACGGCGUUCCACAUUCCACCCACAAAACCAGGAAUCCAGACGUUGAGCAGCAUCAGACAGACAUCCACCAAGCAGAACCUUCUGCAUCCGGCGCAGUUUUUCGUGCCGGUCAAAGCGAACAACUCAUCCGACGAGGACUACGAAGGCUCGGCCGAAAGCAUAGACCGCAGUUUUAAGGCGCGCAAGAUUGUCUACAAAUAUCCGGUGCGAUAUUCGAAGAAGAAAGUCAAACACCCGCCGCUGCAUCCCAAGUUCUACACGCCGUACUCGCACUGGACGAAGUGCGACGUGUUCUGUCGACAGCGAAGGGAACGAUACUGCGUUGUGCGAUCGAAGUGCGGCUAUCACAUCCACGUGGAAGAACGGCGAUGUAAUCGACAUUUGUGUUCACCAUUGACGAUCCCCGGGGAAUACGAUCGUAUCCCGGUGCACAAGUACUCCGUCACGGGAGUCGAACCGUGGAAACCGAAGAAAAAGAAGAAACGGAUUAUCGUCGAGGAAGAAGACGAUGAUUACUAUGAUGAGGACGAGGAUGAUACCGAGUACGUGAUCGUCAAGAAGAAAGCUAAGAAGACAAAGCAUAACCGAUGGAAGCGCCCCCACAUCGUGUACAGACACAGGAAGUUCCCAAAGAAUCACCGUCUAGAAUCGGACUACGAAGACGAAACAGAAUACGUAACGGAACAGCGGAUCCACAACCAACGGAAACCCCUAAAAGUCAUCGUCGAUGAUUUCGACGAUCGUAAGAUCUUCAGCCCAAGUCCUCAUUUCCAUCAACCGUACAGUUCGGCGCAGAAAUUCCAGCGAAGACCUCACACAGCUGUGAUCAAACGAAAGCCCCAGAGGCUCACCGAUUACUUCGAAGACUAUUACGAUCAUCUAUAUCGGGACGGUACUGGAUUUGCCAACCGAAAAGAUGACCUGGUUGAUCUCGAUGGGUUGCCAGCCGUUCAAGAAGCGUUAACCUCGGUUACAGACGACGAUCAUGAGGACGCAAACGUCACUACGUCCUCGACGGAGUUCAAUAAACUAAUGGAAUCGUUUCCAACUACCGAACCUUCGUCAGGGGAGUCACAUCACACUAAGCGAGACAUUAGUAACUUCCUGGAAGACUCCGCGGAGGAUCUGGAUGGAUCACAAGAAGAUGACUUCAACAGUGACAGUCUAGAUGAAAUCUCCAAUGAUGGCAAGAAAAAUCCUGAAAAGAGCAUGCUCAAACUUGGGACGGCCGUAACACAGAAAAAGGCGCGGGAGAAGGCGGUGUUCGAAAUGCCACGAAAGGUUGACAAUCCGUAUUCCAAGUGGAGCCGAUGGUCCAAGUGCACUGCGAAGUGCACCACUCGGAGAUUCAAACGAUGUAAGAUUCCGUCCAUCUGUAGCAACGACAUCAUCCGAGAGGUGGCCUACUGCUACACCGAGGGCAGUUUCUGCGAGGAAUGGAUCGGUAACCAACUUUAUCAGAACAAUAGGCCUCAGCAAACGCCGGCGAUCGUCGCUACGACUCCGAAACCAACGAAACCUGCCCGAAAUCAGGCGCUGUCGAACUACCAGCCGGUAGGUCGGGGGCGAAGUGAUUUUCAGGAUAACUCGAUCGCACAACAACCUGCGGCCAAUCGGAGAGGAUUCCUCCAACCGGAAUACAUGCCGCAGGAGUUGACCUGCGGUAUUCCAGCGGUACGUGGAAAACCGAAGAAGUAUCUCUACAAUAUGCUUCGCAUAAUCGGCGGGAAAACGUCUCGCAAAGGUCAGUGGCCAUGGCAGGUUGCCAUCCUGAAUCGGUUCAAGGAAGCCUUCUGCGGAGGAACUCUGGUCGCACCGCGUUGGAUCCUAACAGCGGCGCACUGCGUCCGCAAACGGCUCUUCAUUCGCCUUGGAGAGCACAACCUUCAGCAGCCGGACGGAACGGAGAUGGAGUUUCGCAUCGAGUACAGUAUUAAGCAUCCCCGGUACGACAAAAAGAUAGUGGACAACGACGUAGCCCUACUGAGGCUUCCCCGUGACGUCGAGCGGUCCAACUACGUGGGGUACGCCUGCCUGCCGGAACGGUUCCAAGCCCUUCCCACCGGCAACACGUGUACCAUCAUCGGGUGGGGCAAGAAGCGGCACAGCGACGAGGCCGGAACGGACAUUCUACACGAAGCCGAAGUUCCGAUCAUCAGUAACGAGCGUUGCCGAGCGGUGUACCACGAUUACACCAUUACGAAGAAUAUGUUCUGCGCCGGUCACAAACGUGGCCGCGUGGACACGUGCGCCGGCGAUAGCGGAGGUCCUCUUUUGUGUAGGGACUCCACCAAGGAGAACAGUCCUUGGACGAUAUUCGGAAUAACCAGCUUUGGCGAUGGCUGUGGGAAGAAGAACAAGUUUGGUAUCUACACCAAGUUGCCAAAUUACGUGGACUGGAUUUGGUCGGUGAUAAACUGUAACGGAAACUGCCGAACGUGAUGAUGGCGGGAGGACGUAAGCUAUGUACGAGAAAGUGCAAAUGUGUGCGAGAGGAAACGGCGAGAGUAAUGAUUUCAGCUGGAUUUUUAUGUAUAAAUUAAGAUGCUUCUAUGCUGUAGAGAAAUGAUCCUUCCUCCACAGUUUUAUAUUUAUUGAUGAGCUCUGCGAAAUUGAGCUCAUAAAUAGAAGAGAUCUAGCCGUAUCGAUAAUUUCUACGUUAGUUAUUUAUUACGAUUACUGUGUAUAGUACUUUUACGAACAAUAAAGGUGAUAAUUUAAUAACAGUUA
Molecule: messenger RNA, 3280 nt
Organism: Aedes aegypti (yellow fever mosquito)
Lineage: Eukaryota; Metazoa; Arthropoda; Insecta; Diptera; Culicidae
Exons: 7
Coding region: 446-2992 (848 amino acids)
Biological process (GO): proteolysis
Molecular function (GO): serine-type endopeptidase activity
Source: RefSeq, a predicted model, not a curated record